AUGAGCAAAAAGCUACCCAGAAGAAAACCACCACCAUCGGAUUUCGAGGCAACGACCUCGACAUUAAACUCAGAGUUUGGCCCUUUACCUUCUAUCUCCAGUAACAAAAAUCAUAUUGCUGAAGAUUCGGUUACACCUGCUACCAUUAUACGACGUCACAAUCAGCUGCUGCUGCUGCUGCUGCUACCGCCGCUACAACAACAACAACAACAAACCCCUCCAUCAAAGUUUCUUCAUUCACCUCCAGCGCUAUACAACCAAAUGCACUAUUUCCAAACAUCUGCUGCUGCUGCUGCUGCUGCCACUACCAAAAAGGAACCAGAAGAGCUGAGUGACUAUUUGUUCGACGAGUCUUUUGCAUCCGUAGACUCGACAACGACAAGGCCAAAGGGCCCUAAGGAUAUAUGGGAAUAUGACACUUGUGAUAAAAUUGAUUCACCACUAAAUGCUUCAAAUUCAGCAACUCAUGCAAAUAUUCAGAUUAAUAGAACACUACCGCAGCGCAGCUAUCAGCAUAUGUCUCGACUGAGUACCGUGCCGAAACUGAAUUCUACAAAUACAAUUAUGAUCUCCUCGUCAUCGUUAUCAUCACCACCGUACCCUAUCCUGAUUAACGAGGUGAAAACACCAGAAAGAAGCCUUCCUUACCCAAUAAGCCCCAUCGAAGAUUUUUUACAAGAGGAAAUUGAAUUUAUGGAUAGUAUAGAUAAUGGAUAUGCAAUAGAUAUCGAUUCGCCAUCUCAAAGAAGAACAAGGGCCAUAAUUGAACAAUCUGUUACUACAUCGUCUCCUAGAAUAAACGAUGUACCAAACUUGAGCACGAGUAGCUCGUUAUCUACUUUCCACGCAAUCCAGCAACACCACCACCAACAACAACAACAACAACAACCACAAUGUUAUUAUUCAUCAUCACCCAAUUUCGAUAGUUCACUGCCAUUAUCAGGGCAUAUCCCUAGAGACAAUUUGUCUGUUCAUUUACAAUCCAACUUCACAGUUAGUGAUGCAUAUAGCCGCUCACCAUCUCUGAGGAAGUCGAUACACAGCAUGACUGAUUCCACCUCGAGUGUUUAUCAUCUGCCCUACAACAUAGUCGAUAAUGCUGAUGAUCCAUUAGAACAAUAUCCAUCAUCUCCCCAGUACUUGCAACCUAGACAUUCAUAUAGAGUUGUUUCAGAUAAUCCUUUUUUUGAUGAUGAAGGAGACGUGACACGAAACGAGUUUGAAUCACCAGCCACAGAGUAUUUUGACUACAAUAUACUACCAGAAUUACCUCAAAGUAAAGACUCAACUCCUUCAUUACCUCCCGUUCCACGGUCGAAAAAAGAACAAGAACUACCCCCAUUACCAUCGCCAUUGCCCUUGGAUCUACCACAACUUCCAUUCACUUCAGCCACGCUACAAGCGCAGCACUUUGAAAUAUGCUCCAAUAUUUGGUCUUUGUCUCAGUUGUUCAAAUGGAGCUGUAAACUUCAAUACUGGCUUAAGAAUCUGACUGUAUCAAAACUGGAGUUGAGGAAAGCUAUUAUUCGACUAUUUGCAUUUCACAGAAGUGACGUACCACUUGACUUGGUUACUCGGUGUUCGCUGGCCGCGUUUAAUACCUUUGUUCAAACAGGAGCUAUUGAAGUAGUAGAGUUGCAAACAGCAAAUACUGAUGGUGAAAGAUCAGUUGUCUUAUUUCACGAAACGAUCUAUGUCAAUGGAGUCUUGCCUGGCCUUACCGAUUGCUACUCGCCAGUACCGCAUUUCAAGGAUGAAGAAAUUGCUUGUUAUGCUAGUUCGUGUCAAUUCAGUAGAAUGAAGAAUCUUGAAAGGAAAAUGAGAAAUAUGAAUGUAAAGGACAUUGUAUUGGCUAAUGAUUGGGCGACUCAUUGGCGUCUCACCAUUGAGGACUUGCGAGAUAUAGACCCCACUAUGAUCAAACGACAAUCGCUCAUUUUCGAUUUACUACGGUAUGAACAAACAUUUAUACAACGAGCAAAAUGUUUUGUUGAAAUUGUUGGUCCAGAAUUUAUUAAAGCAGCAAAAAAUUUUACAAACAACUUGUCCAGAAUCAAGGAAUUCGAAGAAGAUGUACUUCAAACAGGAAAGAAAAUUGUUCAAAUUCACCAAGGUUUUUUAUUUGAGCCACUUUUGAAAGUUUUAAUUGCAGAAGGUAAAUUCAUCAAAAGUAUUAUUGAAAUUGUCAACAUAUAUACCGAUUGGGCUAAAGAAGUUCGCCCUUUCUUGAUGAAGUAUAUGAAUAAUAUGCCAAUGAUUGAGGAUUUAUUGCGAAUACCAAAUCUAAAAGCAUACGUUGAUGAUCACAUUGGAAACUUGCCAAGAGUCAGAGAGUUAAAAGUGAAUGUUCCGAUAUUGUUCAUAAGUACAUUUAACUCAAGGUAUCAGCAAAUUCCACUCCAGUUGCUAGAUAUUCAAAAAAAAUACCAGGAGAAUGAACCUGAGCACUUUUUAUUGCAACAAGCUAGUGAUGAGAUUAAGAAACUCGGCUCUAAAAUUAACGAUUCAAAGAAGUUUGCUGAUAAUGUUCAUGCAAUUGGGCAGAUCAAGAGUCAACUACUGUGGAAAUCGAAUCUUCGUCAAGUUAAUCUAAAUUUGAAUUCAAUAAACCGAAAGUUUAUUUGUCGGGGCGACUUGACUAGGAAAAGUGAUCUCAAAAUAACAACCCAAGUUAAUCAUAUUAUUCUUUUAGAUAAUUUUUUGUUGAUUACCGAAAGAUUGAAAAAUCCCAAAUCUCCAGGUGCUCACUAUAAAAUAAUCGAGGACCCUAUUCCAAUCGACUUUUUGAUUUUUGAAGAAAAAGUCACGUCAUCAACGGUGUCUUCAACAAAACUCGCUGCUUCUUCUCCACAUAUACAGCAACAGCAACAACUACAACUACAGCAACAGCAACAACAACAACAAACUCAACUUGAUGAUGAUGUUUCUGUUCAAUAUGCAGUGAAAUUACGAUAUGCAGGUAAGACGAAACAUUCAUAUACAUAUUCAUGUCGUACUGAACGUGAGAAGGAUGACUGGAUAAACUACUUGAGUACUGCAAAGACCAAUAUGUGCAAACGAUUGUAUAGCUCUGCUGCUUAUGUUACUCAUCUGAUAUCCAACACGUGCUUUGCUUAUGACCAAAAUAAUCGGAUUCUCAAACUUCAAGUUGUUGUUCCUUUUGACCCCAUCUGUAAUAUUUGUUUGGACACAUUGAAAAAGAUGAAACUAAUUGGUAUGCCUAAGGAUAUCUACAAUCCAAAUAUCCCGAGAAGCAGAGUAACCUAUGGUACAAUAAGAUGUUGCGUUACUUUUAUAUAUAAGGACUUGAAGUUUACACUCGUUGGUUUGAGUAAUGGAUUGUACUGCUGUGAAUCAAAGUCACGAUGGAAAAAAGUGAUGAACGGAUCUGAUUUCACAAAGAUUCACGUCGAUGUGAAUACGGGUUUAGUGAUUAUACUAAACGACAGAUACUUAAAGUAUUACUUGAUACAUCAAAUUAUCAAUGUUUAUACUGAAACUUCAACCGUACUAACCGGGACUCUAUUAUCCAAGGAUCCAGUUUUGUUUUUUGCUGUAGUAAAUCACAGGAACGUGACCAUGUUAUUCUUGGCCAAAAGGCGAGGAAGCUUAACCAAUUUCAAAGUUUUAAUCCCAGAGACUGAAAAUAAUGGAGUUUUCAGUCGUUUCAAAGAUGAUAGGAAAUUCUACAUUGAAGCCGAAUGUUAUGGAAUAUCGGUUUUCAAUUCAUCUUUUGCAGUGCAUACAGAUAAAGGUUUUGAAAUUUUGGAGCUUGAUAAAUUGAUACCAAGAUCGGUUCCGGAAUUACCACAACCUGACCCAGAUAUUAGCACACCCAAAAAGAAAAUCGAUCAACUUUCAAGAAAAUCAUCAUCAACACCAACGAAUGGCACGUCUUCUUCAAAUGCCGCCACUGCUGAAAAUAUUAGAAAACUAGUAUCUUCAUCACACAUGAUGCCCUUGGGUAUGUUUAAGCUUUCAAACAAUUCUGAGUUUCUACUUGUAUAUGACAAGUUUGCCAUUUUCAUAAACAAGCAUGGAAAACUAUCCAGGUACGCCAUUUUAUUAUUUGACUUUAAAGCAAAGGCUGUUCAUUUCAAACAAAAUAAUUUAUUUAUUAUUAAAGAUGAUGUUUUGGAGAUUUUAUCUAUUAGUAAUUUACCGAAAGGGUCGAAUAAAUUCAUUCAAGUGAUUACUGGAAAGGAUAUCAGAUUGGUUUCUAGCCCUGAAAGCAACGAUGUUACUAUCGCCAUGGCAAAUCCUUUAGUUCCCGGCUUACAGUUGUUAUUUAAUUUAGUUCCACCAGAUUUUGAUCAAGUGAAUGCGUGA
Molecule: messenger RNA, 4329 nt
Organism: Lodderomyces oxycetoniae
Lineage: Eukaryota; Fungi; Ascomycota; Pichiomycetes; Serinales; Debaryomycetaceae
Gene: TUS1
Product: Rho family guanine nucleotide exchange factor
Exons: 1
Coding region: 1-4329 (1442 amino acids)
Molecular function (GO): guanyl-nucleotide exchange factor activity
Source: RefSeq, a predicted model, not a curated record